AUCAGGACUAAGGCGACUCAGAAAGUAUAAUUCCCCUGGUGCCGAAAUCUUGUGGGAAGCCAAGUUAGUUUCACGAUAAAAUAAAUAUACUUGAGUGGUCGCAUCUGUUCUGCCAAAGAAUGACCUCUAUCGUCGCGGACCUUUGCCCUUCGUGAUGGGUUCCAACAUAACCAACCCUUCCGGACUGGCCCUGGAAAGGGGCAUGUGGGCUGCAGUUGCAGUAGCAACCUUUAUUCUCAUUCUUCGAAUCAUUGCGAAGAUCAAGAUUCGCAACUUUCGCAUUGACGAUGUGUUGAUGAUCAUAGCCUGGGCACUGACACUCGCAUCCACGGUCAUCCUGACGCUUUCUGUCCAAAAUGGCUUCGGCACGAAUCUCACCAAACUCCCGUUCCAUUACACCUCGAAGGUGCUGAAAUACAUCUCCUUCGAGGUACUCCUUGUCACCCUCAGCACCGGCAUCGCCCGCUCAUCAUUUGUCCUCUACCUGUUGGCUAUCCUCGGUGGAAAGAAAAAGUAUUGUGUCGCAUUAUGGAUUGUCAUGUUGCUGCAGCUCAGCGCCAACAUCGUUUCUGCGGUGCUGCCACUUUCCAUCUGCCGCAACGCUCGGGUUCUUUGGGAUCCGACCGUGAAGACAACAUGUGGUAGUAGUGUCGCGGUGGUCAACUUCUCUUACUUUUCGUCAACCGUCAACUCUGCUACUGAUCUCUUCCUCGCGGUGUUUCCCACGAUUAUUUUUUGGAACUUAAACUUGAAGCUGCGGAUCAAAAUCAGUUUGAUUAUCCUGCUUAGUCUCGGAAUAGUUGCUAUGGUCGCCUCGAUCAUCAAGACCACCAAACUCAAGGAAGUCCCCAGCAUCACCAACCUCGGUGCCGGCGGUGCGGUCGAGCUGAUUCGCUGGGGGUUUUCGGAGAAUCUGAUCAUUAUCAUCACCUCCUCCGUGCCCUGCAUCCGACCUCUGCUUAUCUCGUCUGUGAGAAAGCUUUCAAGUGCGGCGCGUUCUCGCUCCUACGAACUCAGUGGUCCGCUCUCCGGCCAGAAAGGAACCGCGAAGAACGGCACCUUUCAGUCUCAUGCGCAGGAGCAACCCAGUACGGACAACCGCGAUGACUGCGACAGUAUCGAGCAGAUCCUUAAGGAUAGCUACCAUUCGGGGUCGAUGGUGGAGUCCGGGCGGGGGAUUAAGAAGCAGGUUGAGAUCUCGGUGGUGUCCAACCAAAAGGGCAGCCGCUGGGGUAGUGACCGGACUAGCCGCUCAUAGCGCACAUGUUUCUUUUGUUUGUUUCUAUACUACCUCUACUACUAUCUGUCUCACUCUAGACAGCCAAACGCAUGCUCACGAGUUACGCCAACUUGUCCUGCUAUUUAAUGCCAUAUAAUGAGUUCAG
Aspergillus vadensis CBS 113365 is the source of this 1385-nucleotide messenger RNA. RefSeq lists its product as uncharacterized. Lineage: Eukaryota; Fungi; Ascomycota; Eurotiomycetes; Eurotiales; Aspergillaceae. The transcript is spliced from 4 exons. The record is from RefSeq and is a predicted model, not a curated record. Bases 155 to 1258 code for a protein of 367 amino acids.